Molecule: messenger RNA, 1275 nt
Organism: Daldinia vernicosa
Lineage: Eukaryota; Fungi; Ascomycota; Sordariomycetes; Xylariales; Hypoxylaceae
Exons: 1
Source: RefSeq, a predicted model, not a curated record
CCGGCCAUUUGGUUCAUCUCAAAAUACCCCAGUUGUGCUAUUUCCGUUGCCCAAUCCCACUUUCAGCCACGCAUAAUCGGUAUCCCCCCCCCUCGCCGGUUCACUUUCUUCUUCUUUAGCCUCGCUCUCUCAAAGAGCAAUUGGAAGGCUGUGGAUAAUUUCUUCACCGCUCAACUGUUUUAACUACCACCCGUCUUCCCUAAGUGUCGUGUCAGGUCCGUCCGCUCAGAUCCCCGGCGGCUCCACCAUUCAGCUUUGGUGUGUGGUGAAAUUGCCAAUGAGCUAAACGCUCACCACCGGCCGGCUUAUUAUUGAAGGGUUUAAACCUAAGAGGGAAAGGUUCACUGCCCUUUUACAUAGUCUAUUCUUCUGCUUCUAAAGCUGGCGGACACCGGCAGGGCCUGGUUUACUACCUCACCCCCUUGUCCUGUCAGAGCAUUCCCAAUGCCGGAGGGUAGCAGGACUUUACCUAGUAGGGAUCCAUGGUGUACCGGGUACUUCUCAUCAACCCUCAAUGUGCUAAGGUGCUUCCAUCAUCCCAGUCAAAGCAUUUUCCGUGACCCGCGUGGUCAUUCGAGUCAGGCUGCAUUUGCUGCUGCUCCUUAUAUGCAACCCGUAAGGCUCCAGAAGCAGAGGGCCAAGUCCCGACUUUUCUCAUUUGCAGGUACAUGUCAUCGCUAUAACCCCGUACCGCCUCGAGCAUGGGAUGAGGGAUCCACUAGUAGUCCACUUCUGGCUUCCAUGACAGAGCUGUUUCCACGAAGUUGGGACUCCAUACCUUGUGAGACCAUCGCCGCGUUACACCUGGCACUGCUGGAAGGAUCAUCUAUUGCACACUCGCCCUUUGCUUUUCGCCCACCGCUGGUUCUAACUAGUAUUAAAUAACUUAAUAUCCGUCACCCGCCAUGGAUACCUACGUCGGUUGGCUUGUUUCUAGCCUACUUCUAUCAGCUUUCUUUUCCUUCUCCUCCUCACGGUGCCAAGCUGAUUAUUAUUCACCUUUCCCGCCGUUGUCGUCGUCGUUGUUGUCGUUGCGUGGCUUCAACACACACACGCAGCCUUCGUCGAACAUAACAACUCAACGGUGCCGGGUUGACAAGUCACUCUCGCUUGUCUCUCUAACUUCUAACUUUAGACAUCCUUGAUUGAUCUAUAAAAUCUACCAAAUAUUUUACAUUACACCCCCUCGGAUAUCCCAAGUGCCUAGUUUGAUACCCUUCCAUCUUAAGGUUCGAGGGACUUCCGAACCAUUGCCCAGCUUUGAGCUCGGCAUAG